AUGGCGCAAGCAGGCCCUAUGACCGAUGUGACCCAACGACUAUUCGUGGAGUUGAAGUCCAAGAACGACGAGACCCGUGCCCGAGCUGCCUACGAGCUCUACGACAAUGUCCUAUCAGUCUCACGAGACUGGCCCGCCGAGAAAUUCGUCGAGUUUUACAACGCUGUUAGCCAGCGGAUCGCCCAGUUGGUGGUGACCGGUAGUGAUGCAAAUGAAAGAAUCGGCGGACUAUUAGCGCUCGAUCAUCUGAUCGAUUUCGAUGGCGUCGACGCCGCCCAAAAAACCACGCGUUUCGCAAGCUACUUACGAAGCGCACUUCGAAGCAACGACAAUGCGGUGCUGGUUUACGCUGCCCGAUCGCUCGGCCGCCUUGCGAAGCCCGGCGGAGCACUCACUGCGGAGCUUGUGGAAAGUGAAAUUCAGUCAGCUCUGGAAUGGCUACAAUCUGAACGUCAAGAAAGCAGGCGUUUUGCGGCUGUGCUGGUGAUCAGGGAGCUUGCAAAGGGCUCCCCCACGCUACUUUACGGCUUCGUACCACAGAUCUUUGAGCUCGUUUGGGUGGCACUUCGGGACCCCAAAGUCCUCAUCCGAGAAACUGCUGCGGAAGCCGUUGGUGAAUGUUUCGAUAUCAUCGUGGCUCGAGAUGCCCAGGUCCGUCAGUCGUGGUUCCAACGUAUUCACGAGGAGGCACAGAUGGGACUUAAGUCCAACAACAUCGAUUGGAUUCACGGCUCCCUAUUGAUUCUCAAGGAACUGAUCCUGAAGGGUACUAUGUUUAUGAAUGAACACUACCGCGGCGCGUGCGAGAUCGUGCUACGCCUCAAAGACCAUCGUGAUCCUAAGAUUCGCACUCAAGUCGUCCUCACCAUUCCCAUCCUCGCAUCCUACGCCCCUACCGACUUUAUUGAGAUCUACUUGCACCGGUUCAUGAUCUAUCUCCAGGCACAGCUUAAGAGAAAGGAAGAAAGGAACUCUGCUUUCGUCGCUAUUGGAAAGAUCGCAAAUGCAGUGGGGCCAGCCAUCGCACAAUACCUCGACGGCAUCAUCGUCUACAUCCGUGAGGGGCUGGCAGUGAAAGCCAGGAACCGCGCGGGUGUCAACGAGGCACCUAUGUUUGAGUGUAUCAGUAUGCUUUCGCUGGCGGUGGGACAAGCCCUCAGCAAAUACAUGGAGGCUCUUCUUGACCCUAUUUUUGCCUGCGGUCUUAGCAAAUCUUUAACACAAGCUUUGGUUGACAUGGCUCACUACAUCCCUCCCAUCAAAUCGACAAUCCAAGAGAAGCUUCUCGAUAUGCUGAGUAUCAUUCUUUGUGGAACACCAUUCCGGCCUCUUGGUUGUCCCGAAAACCGUCUCCCUCCCAUGCCAUCAUUUGCCAAAGAUUUUGCACCCCAAGAGCUUCAUUCCGAUGCCGAAAUUGCGUUGGCUCUCCAUACACUGGGAAGUUUCGAUUUCUCUGGGCACAUCCUGAAUGAGUUUGUUCGCGAUGUGGCGAUUAAUUAUGUGGAGAAUGACAACCCAGAGAUCCGGAAGGCAUCGGCUCUUACAUGCUGUCAGCUCUUCGUCCACGAUCCGAUCAUCAACCAGACUAGUGGACACUCGAUACAAGUUGUCAGUGAAGUUAUCGACAAAUUGUUAACUGUUGGUAUUGGUGACCCUGAUCCGGAGAUCCGCCGCACUGUUCUUUGGUCAUUGGAUCGCAAAUUUGAUCGGCAUCUGGCGCGACCAGAGAACAUCCGAUGCUUGUUCCUCGCUGUCAACGAUGAAGUGUUCGAAGUCAAAGAGGCUGCCAUCUGCAUCAUUGGCCGUCUCUCUAGCGUCAACCCCGCUUAUGUCUUCCCGCCGUUGCGGAAGCUAUUGGUCAAUCUUUUGACAGGACUCGGAUUUGCGAAUACUGCCCGCCAAAAAGAAGAAACCGCGCAGCUCAUCAGCUUGUUUGUUUCGAAUGCAACAAAGCUGAUCAGAUCCUAUGUGGAUCCCAUGGUCACAGCCCUACUGCCGAAAGCGACAGAUACGAACCCAGGUGUAGCUGCUGUCACUCUGAAGGCCGUGGGGGAGCUUGCUAAUGUCGGCGGAGGGGAGAUGAGGCGUUACCUCUCCCAUAUCAUGCCCAUCAUCCUUGAUUCGCUGCAAGAUCUUUCGUCUCACUCAAAACGUGAAGCUGCCUUGAAGACUUUGGGACAAUUGGCUAGCAACUCUGGCUAUGUCAUCGAGCCAUAUCUCGAAUAUCCUCAUCUCCUUGAUGUCUUGAUCAACAUCAUCAAAACCGAGCAAACAGGAUCUCUACGGAAGGAGACCAUUAAGCUUGUUGGUGUUCUUGGUGCUCUGGACCCCUACAAAUACCAGCAGAUCAGUGAUACCGAGCCCGAUGUGCACCACAUCAACGAGAUUCAGAAUGUCUCGGAUGUUGCCUUGAUUAUGCAGGGUUUAACCCCGUCAAAUGAAGAGUAUUACCCUACGGUGGUCAUUCACACUCUGUUGCAAAAUAUCUUGAAGGAGAACUCCCUGGUUCAGUACCACUCCGCUGUGAUUGAUGCCAUCGUGACUAUAUUUAAAACCUUGGGCUUGAAGUGUGUGCCAUUCCUAGGGCAGAUUGUUCCGGCAUUCAUCUCUGUGAUCAGGAGCUCUCCUGCAAGUCGCCUUGAGUCUUAUUUCAACCAGAUGGCUAUUCUGGUCAAUAUUGUGCGACAACACAUCCGUGCGUUCUUGCCAGAAAUUAUUGACGUAAUUCGCGAGUUUUGGGAUGCUACAUACCAAGUGCAAGGAACGAUUUUGUCCCUGGUUGAGGCCAUUGCUAGGUCAUUGGAAGGAGAAUUUAGGAAGUACCUUGCCCGUCUGAUUCCCCUGAUGCUUGACACCCUCGAGAAGGACACCACACCGCGUCGUCAGCCUUCUGAGAAGAUUCUCCACGCUUUCUUGAUAUUUGGAUCGAGCGGCGAGGAAUACAUGCAUCUGAUCAUUCCAUCCAUUGUGCGUCUUUUUGAUCGUCAGCAACACCCGCAAAGCAUCCGCAAGUCAGCCAUCGACAGUUUGACGAAAUUGUCGCGACAGGUCAAUGUCUCAGAUUUUGCAUCGCUUAUGGUCCAUGCUCUGUCUCGAGUUGUGGUCAGCGGUGACCGCGUAUUGCGUCAGGCUGCUCUUGAUUGCAUCUGCGCUCUGAUCUUCCAGCUAGGCCAAGACUUUACUCAUUACAUUCAUUUGUUGAACAAAGUUCUUAAGCAGCACCAGAUCACACACACCAACUAUCAGAUCUUGGUGACGAAGCUCCAAAAGGGAGAUCCGCUCCCGCAAGAUCUGAACCCGGAAGAAAACUACGCCUUCCCCGCCGAUGAUACAAGCUUUGCAGAAAUUGGUCAAAAGAAGAUUGUUGUGAACCAGCAACAUCUCAAGAAUGCGUGGGAUGCUUCGCAGAAGUCCACGCGGGAAGAUUGGCAGGAGUGGAUUCGUCGAUUCAGUGUUGAGCUUCUGAAAGAGUCUCCAUCACCGGCAUUGCGGGCCUGUGCCAGUUUGGCCGGAAUAUACCAGCCUUUAGCCCGUGAUCUUUUCAACGCUGCCUUUGUGUCGUGCUGGACCGAACUCUAUGACCAGUAUCAGGAGGAGUUGGUCCGUUCUAUCGAGAAAGCACUCACUUCACCAAAUAUCUCUCCUGAGAUCCUGCAAAUCCUGCUCAAUCUUGCCGAGUUCAUGGAACAUGAUGACAAAGCUCUGCCGAUUGAUAUUCGCACCCUUGGCAAGUAUGCAGCCAAAUGUCAUGCCUUUGCCAAGGCCCUUCACUACAAGGAGCUCGAGUUUGAACAGGACCAAAAUUCGGGUGCGGUAGAAGCCCUUAUCACUAUCAACAAUCAGCUCCAGCAAUCCGAUGCCGCCAUCGGUAUUCUCCGCAAGGCACAGGCUUACCGUGACGUGGAGCUGAAAGAGACUUGGUUUGAAAAGCUCCAGCGAUGGGACGAGGCUCUUGCCGCUUACAAGAGACGCGAGAGGACCGAUCCGGAUUCUUUCGGCAUCACAAUGGGUAAGAUGCGUUGUUUGCACGCCCUUGGUGAGUGGAAAGUUCUUUCGGAUCUUGCACAAGAAAAGUGGAAUCAAGCGUCACUGGAGCACCGCAGGGCUAUUGCUCCUCUUGCUGCUGCUGCAGCCUGGGGUCGCGGCCAGUGGGAACUUAUGGACUCUUAUCUUGGUGUCAUGAAAGAGCAGUCUCCAGACCGUUCCUUCUUUGGCGCUAUUCUCGCCAUUCACCGCAACCAGUUCGAAGAGGCCAACAUGUACAUUGAAAAGGCACGUAAUGGGCUCGAUACCGAGCUGUCGGCUCUUCUCGGAGAGUCUUACAACCGGGCCUACAACGUUGUCGUUCGUGUCCAGAUGCUUGCAGAGCUUGAAGAAAUCAUCACCUACAAACAGAACGUUGGUGAUGCUGAGAAGCAAGAGGCGAUGCGCGUAACAUGGAACCAACGAUUGCUUGGAUGCCAGCAGAAUGUGGAAGUGUGGCAGCGUAUGCUAAAGGUCCGGGCACUCGUGACUCCUCCCCGUGAGAAUCUUGAGAUGUCCAUCAAAUUCGCCAACCUUUGCCGCAAAUCCAACCGCAUGGGUCUUGCCGAGCGGUCUCUUGCGUCACUGGAGACUAUCAUCACCGACCUCAACGGUACACACACGAUUUCUCACCCGGAGGUCACCUACGCCCGAUUGAAGUUCAGCUGGGCGAACGGACACCAACUUGAGGCUCUUGAAAUGCUAAAGGAUUUCACCUCUGGUUUGACUGACGAUCUCUCUAAGUUCAACACCCUCAUGGUGUCGCACAACGAACAUCACGGAAUGAAUGGUGUAAAUGGAGUCUCUGAUCCCAGUCACCCUGAUUCCAUUAGUCUGCGUGAACGUAUAGGAGAUGUCACGAAAUUCCGAAAGCUUCUGUCCAAGAGUUACCUCCGACAGGCUGAAUGGCAGACGUCUCUCCAGAGAGGUGACUGGAGACCUGAGUAUGUCCGCGAGAUUCUCAGCGCAUAUUCUGCGGCCACCCAGUAUAACCGCGACUCAUACAAAGCGUGGCACGCCUGGGCUCUUGCAAACUUUGAGGUUGUCACAACGAUCUCCAACCAGGCAAGUCGUGAUGGCAAGCCUGCGCCAGUGCCGCCCCAUAUCGUGACAGAGCACGUCAUUCCUGCCAUUCGUGGCUUCCUGCGGUCUAUCGCCUUGUCCUCUACAUCCUCAUUGCAAGACACUUUGAGAUUGUUGACCUUAUGGUUCGCCCACGGUGGCGAUCACGAAGUGAACAACGUCGUCACCGAGGGAUUUACCACUGUUAACGUCGACACAUGGCUUACUGUAACUCCUCAGCUUAUUGCACGAAUUAACCAGCCCAACAUCAGGGUUCGUGGUUCCGUUCACAGGCUACUUGCUGAGGUUGGCAAGACACACCCGCAGGCCCUAGUGUACCCACUGACCGUAGCCAUGAAAUCUAAUGUUGCUCGGCGGUCUCAAUCUGCCACGAACAUCAUGGAAAGCAUGAGGCAGCACAGUGCUAAGCUUGUGGAACAGGCGGAUCUCGUCAGUCACGAACUUAUCCGUGUUGCUGUCCUGUGGCACGAGCUUUGGCAUGAAGGCUUGGAGGAAGCCUCUCGCCUGUACUUCGGUGACCACAACGUGGAGGGAAUGUUUGCCACUCUUGCUCCUCUUCACGACAUGCUUGACAAAGGAGCCGAAACACUCCGUGAAGUAUCUUUCGCACAAGCGUUUGGUCGUGAUCUCGCUGAAGCGAAGCACUACUGCAUGCUUUAUCGUCAGACAGAGGAGAUCGGCGAUCUCAACCAAGCUUGGGAUCUCUAUUACACGGUGUUCCGUAAGAUUAACCGUCAACUUCCGCAGCUGUCCAUUCUCGAUCUCAAAUAUGUGUCGCCUCGCCUCAAGGAAUGCAAUGGUCUUGACUUGGCAGUACCGGGGACCUAUCAAAGCGGUCGUCCUGUCAUUCGCAUUAUCAGCUUCGAUCCGAUUUUGCAUGUCCUGCAAACCAAGAAGAGACCGCGUCGUAUGUGCUUGAAGGGUGAUUCAGGUCAUAAUUAUCAGUACGCUCUUAAAGGUCACGAAGACAUCCGUCAAGAUGAGCGAGUUAUGCAACUUUUCGGGCUGUGCAACACGCUUCUGGACAAUGACAGCGAGAGUUUCAAGCGCCACCUCUCUGUCCAGCGCUUCCCUGCAAUUCCACUUUCCCAAAGCUCCGGUCUGCUUGGUUGGGUCUGUAACUCCGACACCCUUCAUGCGCUGAUCAAGGAGUACCGUGAAAGCCGACGGAUUCUGCUCAACAUUGAGCACCGGAUCAUGUUGCAGAUGGCACCCGACUACGACAGCCUCACUCUCAUGCAGAAAGUUGAGGUCUUCGGAUAUGCCAUGGACAAUACCACGGGCAAAGAUCUGUACCGGGUUCUAUGGCUCAAGAGUAAGAGCUCCGAGGCCUGGCUUGAGCGACGCACUAACUACACACGAUCACUCGGUGUCAUGUCCAUGGUUGGUUACAUUCUUGGUCUGGGCGAUCGUCACCCUUCCAACUUGUUGCUCGAUCGUACAACGGGUCGUGUUGUGCACAUCGAUUUCGGUGAUUGUUUCGAGGUGGCUAUGCACCGCGAGAAGUACCCCGAACGUGUGCCCUUCCGUCUCACGCGCAUGUUGACCUUCGCAAUGGAGGUCAGCAACAUCGAAGGAAGCUACCGGAUUACUUGCGAGGCUGUCAUGCGUGUCCUGCGGGAGAAUAACGAUUCUCUCAUGGCGGUAUUGGAGGCCUUCAUUCAUGACCCUUUGAUCAACUGGCGUCUCGGUGCACAGGAAUCCCCAGACCGAGUAUCACUUACAGCCGAGCGUCGCCAGUCCAUCAUCGAAGGCAUCAAUUUCGAGCAUGGCGUACAGCCGAGCAACUUCUCUCGUCGCCGACCUUCCAUUCUCGAAGGUGGCAUCCUCGACACCCAAGAAGGUGUCCCUGCCGAAGCCCGCGAAGCACAGAACGCUCGUGCGCUCCAGGUUCUCGCCCGGGUCAAGGAGAAGCUGACGGGACGAGACUUCAAGCACUACGAGGAGCUCAAUGCGAGCGACCAAGUCGACAAGCUCCUUGCCCAGGCCACGAAUGUGGAGAACAUCUGCCAGCACUGGAUCGGUUGGUGCAGUUUCUGGUAA
Molecule: messenger RNA, 7149 nt
Organism: Penicillium atrosanguineum
Lineage: Eukaryota; Fungi; Ascomycota; Eurotiomycetes; Eurotiales; Aspergillaceae
Gene: tor
Product: putative TOR pathway phosphatidylinositol 3-kinase TorA
Exons: 4
Coding region: 1-7149 (2382 amino acids)
Biological process (GO): protein phosphorylation; TOR signaling; negative regulation of macroautophagy
Cellular component (GO): TORC2 complex; nucleus; TORC1 complex
Molecular function (GO): protein serine/threonine kinase activity; protein binding; protein-containing complex binding
Source: RefSeq, a predicted model, not a curated record